AAUGCCACCAGACCGACAUGGAGUCUAAACCCGCUCCUCUCGCCGUCUGCUUGGCUGUGGUUUCCGUGUUCAUCGCCCAACAUGGACGGGUUACAGGACAACUCUCCCCACCUGUGUGUCAGACCUGGAACUCAACAACUGUCGUGUGUCAAGGUUAUCCGUUUUGGCAGCAUCUAACCAGAUCUCAUCUAACUGAAGUACCUCCCGGCAUCCCCGAGUCUGUCAUCACGGUGGAUCUCAGUAAGAACAACAUAACUAUACUGUAUAACGGCUCGUUUAGUGGGUUAAGAAACCUGAGAUCCUUAGACCUGACUUAUAAUAUCGAGGUCGGUACGUUCGCUGGGUUGGAGAAGUUGGAACGUCUUGAUAUGCGUUCGUGGCCUUUCAUCGAGACACAAACGCCCCUUAAGCUUCUUCAAAAUGGACUUUUCCAAGAUCUGCGAAACCUGAACUAUCUGACCGUGGACACCGAUAGAGUCGCCAGUGAGGGAGUGUUCACGGGGUUAUCUAAACUCAAGUAUUUACGACUCGGCCUGAAAAAUAUCAACAGUUUACCCGAUCACAUAUUUGAUUCUUUGACUUCAAUGGAAAGUCUAGAGAUAUGGGAACUCGGCCAUCACAUAAAAGAGGACCUAAAUACCACCAUGAGAAGAGUCCACAGCGGAAGUGGGUUCUUACAACGACGCCUGCUGUGGGCACCGCUGCACAACCUUAAAGAAUUGAGUCUGUGGGAUCUAACAAGAGCCAGGGACUCGUACUUUGGACCUGUAUUUAGAAACAUGUCUAAGUUGGAGAGUAUAAAUUGUAACAUAGAUCCACUUAUUCCCCUCAAUACUGAAAUGCUCAGGCCGCUGUUACCAACUCUGAAACAUAUAUAUGUACACACUGCUGGUGCUCCGAUAGCUCCCGGCCUGUUGAAGUCACUCACACAUCUGCAGACGCUGGACACCUCCUUUUCUCCUUUUCCCGCCAUUAUGGACGUUCUGCCUGAACUCCGACACACGCAGAUUCAGGAGUUGUCAUUAUCCCUGAGGGGAAUUGAUAUAAUAACAUCUGAUACUCUAGCGGGCUUAAAAGGUCUAAAACAUUUGAAAACAUUAAUUCUUUGCAUUGACAAAAUUAGACCCAUACAAGCUAACGCCUUUGAGGGUUUGUCACAUUUACAAAGGCUGGAUGUGACGCAGGGUUUCAAGGCGUUAACUUUACACGACAAGGCAUUCAGCGGACUGUCCUCACUCACUCAUCUUAACUUGACAUAUAACAGUAUUCAUAGUUUACCACAAGACGUGUUUGAAGGACUGCCCUCGCUCACUCAUCUUGAUUUGAGCCAUGACAACUUGCAAACCUCCCAAGCUCAGCUUCCAGAGACCUUGGACUAUCUUGAUCUCAGUAACAAUAAGCUACAUAACAGACAAACAGGUCAACCACCAUGUGGCAUGCCUUUCUCAGUUAACCUCCGUGGUUUAAAAAGCGUGAAUCAUCUGAAUUUGGGUCAUAAUGAAAUUGUAAAUGUUAACGUCGAUUGUCUACCUAGGAAUAUUACUGUGCUUGAUUUGCAGCACAACAACAUAAGAUACGUGUAUAAACCAUUCUGCUUUGCGAGUUUACGGUAUCUCGACCUUUCUAACAAUGAAAUCUCAAAGCCUGCUAGUUACUAUACGUCACCAUGUGAGCAAUCGGUCUUAGAAACACUUAGGUUGGAUAACAACGCGAUAAUAGAUAUAUCACUAUGGCCCCGGUAUCACAAAAUUUUGAAAACGUUCACUCUUUCUCACAACCAAAUCCAGCGCAUUAGAACAGGACAAUUGACAUGGUUGAACCAGCUGGAGCAUUUGGACCUCAGUCAUAACGAGAUCAACACCGUCAUGACAUCCGCCUUCCGUGGACUAUCUCGGCUACAAUUCCUGGAUCUCAGUAACAACAAGAUAAAGUAUAUAACACAGAUGACAUUUGAAGGUUUAGAUAACCUCACACAUCUAAACCUGGCAGCCAACAGGAUAGCAGUGAUUGGGGACGCCUUUCAGCGUCUGUACGGGUUGAGGCACCUGAAUCUGAGCAGCAACAGGUUGACUGUGUUAAAUCAAACAACACUGGGUCCUGUUGUCUACCGGUUAGAGACUAUCGACAUUGCAGACAACCCGUUUCUGUGUGACUGUAAGUUAAUGUGGUUUGUUGAGUGGGCCCUGGAUAAAUACGACAGGGUAGCGAACUUCCACAACUCCUAUCCCGACUUCGGUCGAGGGUACACGUGUUCCCGUCCGCCUGAACAGCGUGGAAGACGUUUGUUAGACGGGCUGACGCAGAAACAACACUCUAACGACAGACAGGAUCCAUCAGAACGAAAGUUUUUCGACACAGUCUGUAGUCAUGGAUUCCGGCCCAACCGCCUCCUGGCUUGUGUGCUCGCCUCUUCGGGCAUCUUCGUCGCCAUGACGACCAUUUUCCUGGUCGACUACCACGUCGGCCGUGUUCAGUACUACCUGUGGAUGUUGGACAAGUGGAGGAGACCGAAGAUUGGAGAAGUAAAGAACCAAGGGCCGCCCAGAUACACGCACGAUGCUUUUCUUGCCUACAACAACCGGGACGUCGGCUGGGUUAUACAUCAAGCGAUAGAGAAUCUGGAACCUGACUACAGCCUGGUCUUACACGAAAGGGACUUUGCAGUGGGCGCUCCCAUUGUGGAAAACAUCGCGGAUGCCGUGGAAAACAGCCGGAGAACCGUCUGCCUCAUCACCAGGAACUUCCUGAAGAGUAAGUGGUGCGAGUACGAGUUCCAGCUGGCCCAGUACCACAUGUUUGAGGAGGGGGGAGGGAGGCGUCUCAUCCUGGUGUUUCUGGAGAGGAUUCCUAACGAAAUGCUGAAACAGUUCCGCCAUCUGAACGCCGUAGUAAAGAGGGACACGUACCUGAUGUGGCCACACGACGUGCGGAAAAGGCCGCUGUUCUGGAGGCGGCUGCGAGACGCUCUGGGCGAUCCUCUACCCCGGGACCCAGAGCCUCAGCAGCAGGUACAGGGUCCGGAACGGAACAUUCCGGAACAACAAGCUCCGGGGCGGAACAUUCCGGAACAGCCAGCUCCGGGACGGAACAUUCCGGAACAGCAAGAACAGGCUCCAGUAAGGAACCUUGUGGAAGUGCAGGUCCAUGCCCCCGUGCGGAACAUUCCGGAACUGCAAGAUGAAAUUCCAUUCCCAGAACCAGACGACCAGUGGUUUGGAGAUGGGGAUGACGUGCCCCUUCUACCGCUGUAGAUCAAGAUCAAGUUUACCAGACUGUUAUUGGUUUGGGAGUACAUUUUGUGGUUAAUAUCCAAGAAGAGUUUAAAUUGACCGCCUGUAACCAAUUUGGCCAAUAUAAAUUUCUCUUGCCCCAAAGAAUACUUAUGCUUGGAGAUUAGUUCUUCGAUUCCUUUCAAGGAAAAGCGGUU
Branchiostoma belcheri (Belcher's lancelet) is the source of this 3427-nucleotide messenger RNA. RefSeq names its product toll-like receptor 2. NCBI's taxonomy places the organism in Eukaryota, Metazoa, Chordata, Leptocardii, Amphioxiformes, Branchiostomatidae. Gene Ontology annotation, biological process: immune response; inflammatory response; toll-like receptor signaling pathway. The record is from RefSeq and is a predicted model, not a curated record. Gene Ontology annotation, molecular function: protein binding; transmembrane signaling receptor activity. Gene Ontology annotation, cellular component: membrane.